Molecule: messenger RNA, 821 nt
Organism: Suillus discolor
Lineage: Eukaryota; Fungi; Basidiomycota; Agaricomycetes; Boletales; Suillaceae
Product: AAA domain-containing protein
Exons: 3
Biological process (GO): termination of RNA polymerase II transcription
Cellular component (GO): nuclear body
Molecular function (GO): transcription termination site sequence-specific DNA binding
Source: RefSeq, a predicted model, not a curated record
UGCCAUUUUCCUGGAUACCCAAUGUAAGUCCUUUACCUAAUGUUUCCGUAUCCCAAAUUUUAUCAUUUUAUUGUAGACAGGAUGCCGCCUCAAAUUGGACAAUUCAUAUCUGAAGCUGUCUACGAUGGCCUGCUCGAGUCGAAUCCGCAACAUUCUGUCACGAACGAGAGGAUGGCUUGUCAUUUUAUCAACAUUCCCAGCCAGGAACAGUUACAUGGAACUAGUUGGAAGAACCUUGAGGAGUGCCAAACCAUUCUCCACAUUGCUGCCAUGCUGCAAGCAAAGAAUAAGCAAUUCCGCAUCAUCACCCCGUACGACGCUCAGCGGAGUUUGAUCGAGGAGCGUUUGAAGCUCAAUGAGCUUGAAUGGGAAGAUAAAUGUUUCAACGUUGAUUCGUUUCAAGGUAACGAGGAGGAUUAUAUCAUAAUCUCACUCGUGCGGUCCAUGGCGCUCGGAUUCAUCGCUGACUUGCGCCGGACUAAUGUCAUGCUUACUCGAUGCAAGAAAGGCAUGAUCAUCUGCACCAGUCAGAAAUUCAUGAAGCGGGCAGGGUGUGACUCACUUGUGGGCAGCUUGUUGGAGUAUUAUGAACACGAGUGGAUCGAAAAGGAUGACUUGGACAAGAUUGCGCUGUAGGUGGGCCCGCGAAGGUGCUAGUUGUUAACCACCUCGACCAGAAUUUACUUUCGCGAUGAUGGUUAGUUGUAUGAUACGUAGUUGGUCUGUACGAUAGCUCGCGCGGUCAAUACUCCUUAUGAGGGACAUUUUUUUCUUUUUCUUGGAAUCAAGAAUGAGUUUUUCAAUUGCGUCUGAGUGGUGUA